AUGGCACCCACCUCCACCGCUGAGGGAUCUACGAACCCCAAUGGGAAAUCACACAACAAGGUCGUCAUCAUUGGCUCCGGUCCUGCCGGCCAUACCGCUGCCAUUUACCUCGCCCGUGCAAACCUGGAGCCUCUCAUGUUCGAAGGCAUGUUGGCAAAUGGAUUUGCACCUGGUGGACAAUUAACCACAACUACCGACGUUGAAAAUUUCCCUGGAUUCCCGGAGGGUAUUCGCGGCCCAGAGAUGAUGGAUCUUUUUCGAGCACAAUCGAUCCGGUUCGGUACGAAGAUCUUAACCGAGACAGUAUCGAAGAUCGAUCUAUCCAAUCGGCCGUUUAAGUACUGGCGAGAAGGUCAUGAAUCGGACGAGCCAGACACGGCGGAUUCGAUCAUCAUCGCCACUGGGGCCUCAGCUCGUCGUUUGAAUUUACCAGGAGAGGAUACCUACUGGCAGUCCGGAAUUUCGGCUUGUGCAGUCUGUGAUGGGGCGGUGCCAAUCUUUCGCGAUAAGCCUUUAGCCGUCAUAGGCGGUGGUGAUAGCGCUUGUGAGGAAGCUACCUACCUAACUAAGUAUGCUAGCCAAGUCUUCGUAUUGGUUAGAAGAGACCAAUUAAGGGCUAGCAAGGUUAUGGCCAAACGUUUGAUGAAUCACCCCAAGGUCACGAUCCUUUGGAACACAGUACCUGUAGAGGCCAAAGGGGACGGAAACUUGCUGAAUUCCCUGCUAGUCAAAGACACCAAAACAGGAGAGGAACGCACGAUAGAUAUCAAUGGCUUGUUUUAUGCGAUCGGCCACGAGCCGGCGACAGCAUUAGUUCGAGGUCAGCUGAAAACAGAUGAAGAUGGGUACAUUUGCACCAAGCCCGGUACAUCCGAAACAAGCAUUCCUGGAGUAUUUGCAGCCGGAGACGUCCAAGAUAAAAAAUACCGUCAAGCAAUCACUAGCGCUGGGACUGGAUGCAUUGCUGCCUUGGAGUGCGAGAGAUUCCUGGCCGAGGAAGAGGCGAUGGAUCGAGAUGGGGAGCCCGUUGUUCCUCAACCGGGCUACCUUGGAACAGAUAAGCCCUAG
Messenger RNA from Puccinia triticina, 1068 nucleotides. RefSeq lists its product as uncharacterized. Gene Ontology annotation, cellular component: cytoplasm. Gene Ontology annotation, molecular function: thioredoxin-disulfide reductase (NADPH) activity. Bases 1 to 1068 code for a protein of 355 amino acids. Lineage: Eukaryota; Fungi; Basidiomycota; Pucciniomycetes; Pucciniales; Pucciniaceae. Gene Ontology annotation, biological process: removal of superoxide radicals. The transcript is spliced from 5 exons. The record is from RefSeq and is a predicted model, not a curated record.